GACGGAAUUGAGAUCGUUGAAUCGGAAAAGAUGAAAUUCGAGUCACUGGAAGACGGAACUCAACGACUCCAUUUGGCCAAUGUGGACUUCUUCAGUGAAGGAUACUACCGUUGUGUGGCCACCAACGAGCACGGCACUGCCUCAACAAAAGCUGAACUUGUCAUUGACGGUACGUAA
Molecule: messenger RNA, 177 nt
Organism: Ostertagia ostertagi
Lineage: Eukaryota; Metazoa; Nematoda; Chromadorea; Rhabditida; Trichostrongylidae
Source: the annotation of a GenBank genome assembly